AUGUCUCAGAGUCAGACCAAUUGGGAAGCUGAUAAAAUGUUGGAUGUGUAUAUAUAUGAUUACCUUAUGAAGAGAAAAUUACAUGCUUCUGCAAAGGCAUUUCAAGAUGAAGGAAAAGUGUCUACAGAUCCUGUAGCUAUUGAUGCACCUGGUGGCUUUCUUUUCGAAUGGUGGUCUGUCUUUUGGGACAUAUUUAUUGCUAGGACGAAUGAGAAGCACUCAGAAGCAGCUGCAUCUUACAUUGAGACUCAAGUGAUGAAGGCUAGGGAGCUGCAGCAGCAACAUCAGCAGCAGAAGCCUCAGCCGCAACAGCAAAUGCAAAUGCAAAUGCAGCAGCAGUUUUUACAGAGGCAUGUUCACCACCAGCAGCAGCAGCAGCAACAACAACAACAACAACAACAACAACAACAACAACAACAACAGCAGCAGCAGCAGCAGCAGCAGCAGCAGCAACAGCAGCAGCAACAGCAGCAGCAGCAGCAGCAGCAGCAGCAGCAACAGCAGCAACAGCAGCGUCGAGAUGGGACCCAGCUUCUAAAUGGCACUGCCAAUGGGCUUGUUGGCAAUGAUCCUCUUUUGAGGCAGAACCCUGCAACUGCUAAUUCAAUGGCAACAAAAAUGUAUGAGGAGAGAUUAAAGCUUCCAAUACAGAGGGAUGGUUUGGAUGAUGCAGCUAUCAAGCAAAGAUUAGGUGAUAAUAUGAGUCAGCUUCUGGAUUCCAAUCAUGCCUCAUUGUUGAAAGCCGCCACUACAGGUGGCCAGCCUCCUCGUCAAAUGCUGCAUGGACCUGGAGGCAUGUUGGGGAAUCUUCAACAAGCUCACAACCGGAGUCAGCAACUUCCUGGUUCGACACAGGACAUAAAGACUGAGAUGAUGAACCCCAGAGCUGCUGCUCCAGAAGGAUCAUUGAUUGGUGCUCAUGGAUCAAAUCAAGGCAGUAACAAUUUGACUCUGAAAGGAUGGCCUUUAACGGGAUUUGAUCGGUUUCGAUCUGGGAUUCUUCAGCAGCAAACUUCUUUGAUGCAGUCCCCUCAACCCUUCAAUCAACUUCAGCUACAGCAGCAACUUAUGCUUGCACAACAAAAUAUGGCUUCCCCAUCUGCCAAUGACUUGGACAGUAGAAGGCUGAGAAUGCUUCUCAACAAUCAAAAUACAGGUCUCGGGAAGGAUGGUCAACUAAAUUCUGUUGACGUAUCUAACGUUGGAUCACCAGUACAAGUUGGUUGCCCGGUAUUACCUCGUGCGGAUGCCGAUAUGAUUAUGAAGUUACAGCAACAGCAGAUGCAAAGCAACAAUCAACAGCAGCAACAGUAUUCGCAGCAUCCGCUUUCAAGUCAACAAUCUCAGAGUUCAAGCCAACACCUACAGCAGCAAGAAAAAAUUAUUGGUUCUGGUGGCAUUGUGGCAGAUGGUAGCAUGGCUAACACCUUACAAGGGAAUGAUCAGGCUUCAAAGAAUCAAAUUGGGCGAAAAAGAAAGCAGCCAGUGUCAUCUUCAGGUCCUGCCAAUAGCUCAGGGACUGUUAAUACCACAGGACCAUCUCCCAGUUCACCUUCAACGCCUUCUACCCACACACCAGGAGAUGUAAUGUCUGUGCCAACUUUAUCCCAUAAUGGUGGUUCCUCAAAGUCUCUACUUAUGUUUGGCUCUGAUGGUUUGGGCUCACUUGCAUCAGCGCAAAAUAAAUUGACUGAUGUGGACCGUUUUGUGGACGAUGGAUCUUUAGAGGAUAAUGUUGAAUCGUUCUUAUCACAUGAUGAUGCUGACCCUAGAGGAAGAGUUGCUCGCUGUUCAGAUGUCAGCAAAGGCUUCACUUUUAAGGAAGUCCAGCGUAUUCCUGCAAGUACAAGUAAAGUUGAAUGCUGUCACUUCUCUUCAGAUGGAAAAUCACUUGCCACUGGUGGGCAUGACCGAAAGGCUGUAUUGUGGUGUACUGAGUCCUAUACUGUAAAGUCUACACUUGAAGAGCAUUCUCAAUGGAUAACCGAUGUUCGUUUUAGUCCUAGCAUGUCAAGGCUUGCUACAUCUUCUGCUGACAAAACUGUCAGGGUUUGGGAUGCUGAUAAUCCUGGAUAUUCACUUCGUACUUUUGUGGGGCAUUCUACAACUGUAAUGUCAGUGGACUUCCACCCUAGUAAAGAGGACCUUCUCUGCUCUUGUGAUAACAACAGUGAGAUACGAUACUGGAGUAUCAAUAAUGGUAGUUGUGCUUUGGUUUUCAAGGGUGGUGCAACUCAGAUGAGGUUUCAACCCAAUGCUGGAAGAAACCUUGCAGCUGCAGCUGAUAAUUUUGUAUCCAUCCUUGAUGUCGAGACGCAAGCUUGCAUGCGUAAAUUACAGGGCCAUAAGAGCCUUGUCCAUUCUGUGUGCUGGGAUCCUUCUGGUGACUUUCUAGCAUCAGUGAGUGAUGACUUGGUUAGAGUGUGGUCAGUUGGCUCCAGCGUCAGAGGGGAAUGCAUUCAUGAGUUGAGCUGUUCUGGCAACAAAUUUAAUACAUGUGUUUUCCAUCCAACUUGUCCUUCAUUGUUGGUCAUUGGCUGUUAUGAGACUUUGGAGCUUUGGAACAUGGCCGAGAACAAGACAAUGACUCUGCAUGCUCAUGACAAGCUAGUAUCUUCUUUGGCGGUAUCAGAUGCUACCGGGUUGGUUGCUUCUGCUAGCCACGACAAGUGCGUCAAGCUCUGGAAGUGA
Prunus armeniaca (apricot) is the source of this 2691-nucleotide messenger RNA. The record is from the annotation of a GenBank genome assembly. NCBI's taxonomy places the organism in Eukaryota, Viridiplantae, Streptophyta, Magnoliopsida, Rosales, Rosaceae.